This is a messenger RNA of Athene cunicularia (burrowing owl), 2082 nucleotides long. Its product is annotated as zinc finger protein 436-like. Gene Ontology annotation, molecular function: RNA polymerase II cis-regulatory region sequence-specific DNA binding; DNA-binding transcription factor activity, RNA polymerase II-specific. The transcript is spliced from 5 exons. Gene Ontology annotation, biological process: regulation of transcription by RNA polymerase II. The coding region runs from base 497 to 1606 and encodes 369 amino acids. Lineage: Eukaryota; Metazoa; Chordata; Aves; Strigiformes; Strigidae. The record is from RefSeq and is a predicted model, not a curated record.
UCCAACUGGCAUCCUUGAGACCGGCCUAUUCCAGCACGCAGCCAAUACAGUGGGGAAAUCCUUGUUCGGGAUUUCCCCGCGUACAAACCCAAAUCUUCAGGUCUUUAGAAGCUAUUUAAUUAUGGUGCUUUAGUUGCUGCCUUCUGAAUAACUCCGUGUUAAGCUUUGCUGUGGAGCCUGGGAGGAUUCCUCAUGGAUACGCAAAUUAGUAAAGCCCGCUGGCUGGUGCUGUGACACAGGGAAGCUGUUUUUCUGUGAAAGGGGACCUGGCUUCUCCCCGUGUGCCGAAGACUCGCCUGCGGUGAGCUCCAUGCCUCUGGCAGUGAAUUUCAGGGCCGUGUUUCUCUUCUUCGUGACCUCAGCUUUUUCUGUCUUUCAAAACCAUGGGGUUUCCUUGAGAAGUUUUGGCCUAUUUACUACUGAAGUUGAUUAGAAACUUUUUUCAACCUUCCUCCUGGCACGUUAUUUUUUUGGAUUUGUCCCUGUUUCUGGUUUUAUGAUGGUUUACUGCUCGGCGUUGAACUGCCAGAAUGCCACCAGCGGGGUGUACAAGAACAGUACCGUUUCUUUCUAUGGCUUUCCUUUACGAAAUAAACCUCUCCUGAAGCAAUGGAUUCACAACAUGGGCCGGGACAUCGGGACACCCUCCAAGUAUCAGCGACUGUGUUCGAAUCAUUUUGAGGACAGUUCUUUUGUAAUUGACCCCUUCAAAAUUAGGAAAAACAGACGCCUGCUGAAAGAAGCUGUUCCCAAAAAAUUCAUUUUGGGCGAAGAUGGAAACUGGCUCGUUGGCACACCUCAAAGUUUCUGUGGUAGGAUGAGUAAUAAAAUGCGAAAACGAAUCCGGAAUCCUGAGCACUUGAGGGUCCCUGGGACGUUUGAUAACGCUGCAGCAUGUACGGGGAAGGACGUGGAAGAUUGGCAGGAAGAAUUUUACAAGAAACUGAUAAAGGAGAAUCAUGAAUCUUUAACCACGUUGAGUAAAGACUGUCCUGUUCCCAAGAGCAGUAUCCAGUAUCCAGGAGCCCUGCAUGUCAAGGAGGAAAGGGAGAUUCCUGCAAGUCUUAACACAGGCUGUGGUGGUGCUGUCAUCGGAUCUGAGCUGCAGACUCACACAUGGAGUGCAGAAAAUACAGAACCACGGGGAUCAUUCUCAGGAGGAUCCCUAGACCUGAACGGGCAAAUUUCGGACAAGAGGGUGACAUCUAAGAGUCACCUGAAUUCAGCAAGGCAUCAGGCAUAUCGCAUGGGAAACAGAAAAGGUAACAGCUUUCGUGAGGAAGAAGAACCCGAUGAAUUCAAAGAGAUCCUUUUGUAUCAGCAAAGCCAUGCAAGAGAAAGACUCUAUCUGUGCAUGGAAUGUCACAAGUCUUUUAAGCUGAAAAACAGAUUUUGGAAACAUCAGCAAAAUCACGGCAUAAAGAGUCACGUAACAUCAUACAUCUGCACGGAAUGCGGCAAAAACUUUGGUCGCUACACAGAUGUGAUUCGCCACCAGAAGACUCACACGGGGGACAAGCACUACAAGUGUAUGCUGUGUGUAAAAAGCUUCCUGGAAAUAGCGAGACUCGCUAAUCACCUGCAAACUCAUAACAUAUACCUGUAGUCACUCUGCCAGAAACUUUCCUGGGAUAAUUUUUUUCCAUUUGGUUAUCAAAAAAAAAAAAACCAAACCCCAAAAAACAAACCCCUUCUCCAUCCAGAGGGCUGAUAGCCAUUAGUAAAUUGAAUUGAGUUCAAACUGGAAGGCAGUCUGGUUGGUGCCAGCUUCAUAGUCAUUGAUUAGGACCUGAUUUUAAUUAGCAGCUAGAUGAUGUGUAUCUAAGAGAAGGAGUUGUAUAGAGCAGCACUGAGAGUACCAAAAACCUUAUUAAAAAAAACUUCUGGCGCACCGAACGGCACAUGCUAGGGACUAUCUGUAUCAACACAGAAAAAUGCUGGAAGUUUUUUCAGGUGUGAGAAAACUGAGAAAAUGUCACGAUGGGAACAGGAUUGCCCGCAGAGCUGGAAGCACGAAAUGCAGCUUCUGAGACUCUAGGUUAAGGUGAAUGGCUGGGUUUGAUGUUUAAAAAAAAAAAAAAA